Messenger RNA from Rhizophagus irregularis DAOM 181602=DAOM 197198, 1374 nucleotides. The record is from RefSeq and is a predicted model, not a curated record. NCBI's taxonomy places the organism in Eukaryota, Fungi, Glomeromycota, Glomeromycetes, Glomerales, Glomeraceae.
AUGUCAUUGGGUAAAAAUAAAUUAAUUAAUAAUGCAAUUAAUAGAUCAUAUGCAUUAAUAGAUUACAAUAUUCAUAAUAAUAUACACAAAAGAAAUGAAUUCCAAAAACAAACAAUUCUUGAUGAUGAAUCACUUACGGAAAAUGAAAAAUCUGAAGCAAUAAAAAUAAUAACUAAAUAUUAUGAUUAUGCCAAACUUGUUUUUAAUGAAGGAACAAAAAGAAUUUGUGAAAAUUGUAAUCGAGAAUGUUUAGCUACAACAUAUUGUGAAAUUUGUGUUCGAAAUUAUUUAAAAGCAAAAUUUUCAAAUUGGACAUCUGGAAAUGAUAUUAUUGAUAAUUUAAUACAAGAAUGUCAAAUGAAAACAAUUGCCCCAUAUUUAAUACCAGAAUGGAUUCUAUAUAGUAAUCUACAAAAUAUUGAAUACCUAACAAAAGGUGGAUUUUCAGAAAUUUAUACAGCAGGCUGGGUUGAUGGAAGAUAUGAAGAAUGGGAUUCUAAAGAACAACAAUUAAAAAGAUCUGGAAGUCAUGAUGUAAUACUUAAAAGAUUAGAAGAUGUUGAAAAUGCAAACCAAAGUUGGAUUGAAGAGGCUAAAUCACAUUUAAAUAUAAGCAAUAAAUGGAAUCAAAUUGUCCAAUGUUAUGGAUUAACACAAGAUCCAUCAAAUGGAGAUUAUAUGCUUAUAAUGAAUAAAUAUGAAAUAGACUUAAGAAAAUAUUUACAACAAAAUCAUAAUCAACUUACAUGGAAAGAAAGAAUUCAAAUUAUUACUGAUAUAACUACUGCACUUGAAAGUAUUCAUGGUGAAACUGCAAUUCAUAGAGAUUUGCAUUCUGGAAAUAUAUUAUUUAAAAGGGGUAGAUUUGAUAUUAGUGAUCUUGGAUUUUGUGGACCUGCAGAUAAAUCAUUAAAAAGUAUAUAUGGAAAUCUUCCUUAUAUAGCACCUGAGGUUAUUAUUGGAAGAGAACAGACUUUUAAAUCUGAUAUUUAUAGUAUUGCAAUGCUUAUGUGGGAAAUUUCAUCUGGACAACCACCAUUUAUUGAUUAUGAACAUGAUUACUAUCUUGCAAUGAAUAUUGUUAAUGGUAUAAGACCUAAAAUUGUACCAGGAACUCCUUUAAAAUAUAAAAAUUUAAUGAAACAAUGCUGGGAUGCUGAUCCAUCAAAAAGACCUGAUAUUUUUACACUUGGGAAAAAAAUGAGUAAAAUUAAUUUAUUUUAUCAAAUUAGCAGCAAAAAGUUAUCCAAUAUAUUUAAAAGAAGCUCAAAAAAUGGCAAAUAUUUAGAUAGUACAGAAGAAUUAUAUAAAUUAGAUAAAAUUAUUACACCUGAUUUUUUUCUUAUCGUAAAUUAUUUAAACACUAUGACUUGA